UGAAAUUUCGGUAAAGCAGCAUCAAUAUUACGGUACUUAUACAUCCAUAAACAUGAAGGUACUAGCCCUUUUAGUUACUGUUUGGUUUAGUUUGGCUUCUGCCCAAAAAGACCCACAUUUUUGGGAUGGCAGAAAUACCAUAGUCCAUCUGUUCGAAUGGAAAUGGUCAGAUAUAGCUUCAGAAUGUGAAAAUUUCUUGAGCGUCAAAAACUUUGCUGGUGUUCAGGUAUCUCCUCCUGCUGAAAGCGUGGUCGUAGAAGGCAGACCCUGGUGGGAAAAAUACCAACCUGUCAGCUACACACUAAAUAACAGAGGUGGGGACGAAGCAGCCUUUACUGACAUGGUCAGUCGUUGCAACAAAGUUGGAAUCAGAAUCUACGUUGACCUUGUCGCAAAUCAUAUGGCCACCUCAAAUGGACAAGGUUCAGCAGGUAACACCUGCGAUCCCGGUUCUAAAUCAUACCCAGCAGUAUCAUACACCAGCGAAAACUUCCACACCUCUUGUGACAUCGACUACACCGAUGCCUCCUCUAUCAGGAACUGCGAACUGACUGGCUUGAAGGACUUGGACCAGAGCCAGGACUACGUCAGGGGCAAGAUCGAGGAGUACAUGAACCACCUGAUCAGUCUUGGAGUGGCUGGAUUCCGUGUGGACGCUGCCAAGCACAUGUGGCCCGCCGAUUUGCAAGCUAUCUUUGGCAGUUUGAAUGACCUGAACACCGACCACGGGUUCGCUAGUGGAGCUAGGGCUUUCAUCUUCCAGGAAGUCAUUGAUACAUCGACUGGCCCUGUAAAAAACACCGAAUACACUGGUUUCGGAAAAGUGUGCGAGUUCUUGUUCGGAAACGAUCUUGGACCAUCUUUCAGAGGUGAAAAUGCUCUGCACAACUUGAAGAACUGGGGAACUGAAUGGGGUCUCUUGGACGGGGGUGACACUGUUUCCUUUGUAGACAACCACGACAACGAAAGAGACAGCCAAAUCUUCUUGCACUAUACCAACGACAAACCGUACAAAGCUGCCAUCGCCUUCAUGUUGGCUCAUCCUUACGAUACAACAACUAGGGUCUUGUCUAGUUACAAAUUCGACUCUAGUGACCAAGGACCACCAAGCAACGGUGACGAUAUCCUUUCCCCUGAAUUCGGAUCCGAUGGCGCCUGCACCAACGGCUGGGUCUGCCAGCACAGGUGGUCGCCCGUCUUCAACAUGGUCGAGUUCAGAAACGUGGUGUCCGGCACCGAACUGACCAACUGGUGGGACAACGGCAGUCAGCAAAUCGCGUUCAGCCGAGGAGACAAAGGCUUCUACGCGGCCACUGUCAACGAGGACAUUGCCACCAGCAUCAGCACGGGACUGCCUGACGGAUCAUACUGUGACGUCAUGUCCGGUAGCUUGGUCAAUGGAGCUUGUACUGGCAAGACGUUGACAGUGAGCGGUGGCCAAGUGUAUGUUGAGCUCGGUGGUGCUGAACUCGAAGCCGCUGUGGCUAUCCAUGUCAACGCAAAAUUGUAAAGGAGUUGAAUAGAGAAAUAUGUUGUGGUUUAUACCAGUACAGUACAAUAUUAUUAUUAUAAAAUAGGCUGUGUACAUCUUUUUCAUACAAAUUAAAUAAUAGAUAAUUUAUUUGAAU
Messenger RNA from Sitophilus oryzae (rice weevil), 1628 nucleotides. RefSeq names its product alpha-amylase-like. Gene Ontology annotation, biological process: carbohydrate metabolic process. Bases 53 to 1510 code for a protein of 485 amino acids. NCBI's taxonomy places the organism in Eukaryota, Metazoa, Arthropoda, Insecta, Coleoptera, Curculionidae. Gene Ontology annotation, molecular function: alpha-amylase activity; cation binding. The record is from RefSeq and is a predicted model, not a curated record. The transcript has 5 exons.